AUGAAUGUCCUGACUGAUGCCCUCAAGAGCAUCAACGAUGCCAAAAAGAGAGGCAAAUGCCACGUUCUUAUUAGGCCGUGCUCCAAAGUCAUCGUCUGGUUUCUAAUUGUGAUGACGAAGCAUGUUUACAUGGGCGAAUUUGAAAUCAUUGAUGACCACAGAGCUGCAAGAAUUGUGAACCUCACUGGCAGAUUAAACAAAUGUGGAGUGAUCAGCCCCGUAUUUGAUGUGCAACUUAAAGAUCUAGAGAAAUGGCGGAAUAAUCUGUUCCCAUCCUGUCAGUUUGGUUUCAUUGCACUGACAUCCUCAGCUGGCAUCAUGGACCAUGAAGAAGCAAGGCAGAAACAUACAGGAGGGAAAACCCUGGACUUCUUUGUCUAG
Tupaia belangeri chinensis (Chinese tree shrew) is the source of this 381-nucleotide messenger RNA. Its product is annotated as 40S ribosomal protein S15a. The record is from RefSeq and is a predicted model, not a curated record. The coding region runs from base 1 to 381 and encodes 126 amino acids. Gene Ontology annotation, biological process: translation. Gene Ontology annotation, cellular component: ribosome. The transcript has a single exon. Lineage: Eukaryota; Metazoa; Chordata; Mammalia; Scandentia; Tupaiidae. Gene Ontology annotation, molecular function: structural constituent of ribosome.